UACACCUCCAUCCUGUAUGGCAAUGGCCCAGGCUAUGUGCUCAGUGGUGGUUCCCGGCCUGACGUCAACGAGAGCCAGAGCAUGGACCCCGCGUACAAGCAGCAGGCAGCCGUGCCCCUGUCGUCGGAGACCCACGGCGGCGAGGACGUGGCGGUGUUUGCGCGCGGCCCGCAGGCGCACCUGGUGCACGGCGUGCAGGAGCAGACCUUCGUGGCGCACGUCAUGGCCUUCGCCGCCUGUCUAGAGCCCUACACGGCCUGCGACCUGUCGCCCCCGGCCGCUGCCACUGCCGCUGCUCCCGCCGGGCCGGCUGCUGGCUUGCUGUCGCUGUCGCUGCCUCCCGGGCUGCUACUGCUGCUGCUGCUGCUGGUGUCCACUGCGCCCUGAAUCCCGCACCCACCCCAGGGCGUGGGACCCCAUCGCUGAGUGUCCUGCUCUCCCAGCCCUGGGUCCCAUCUGAGAGCCACCCCCAGAGCACCCACCCCACGACCCUAGGCUAAGACCUCCUGGCACUAAUUGAGUCUUAGCCCAUGGCCACUCCUUGGGAAGGUGGCUUUUCUGGGACACCCCGGCCUUCCUGGCUGCCCUCUACUCCUUGCCCCCAACCUCAGUAGCCCCAGAUUUUGUUAUACAUCAUCCCCCUGCACCCCAGGAAAG
Molecule: messenger RNA, 657 nt
Organism: Equus quagga
Lineage: Eukaryota; Metazoa; Chordata; Mammalia; Perissodactyla; Equidae
Product: intestinal-type alkaline phosphatase-like
Exons: 2
Biological process (GO): dephosphorylation
Cellular component (GO): plasma membrane
Molecular function (GO): alkaline phosphatase activity
Source: RefSeq, a predicted model, not a curated record